AUGAAUUUUGACACACAAACAACUACCACCGUCAUACCGGAACGCCGAUUAAGAUCGAAAACUAAAUCCAGCAUUACGUUUCAAACUUCAAGUUCUGUACCAAAGUCAAAUCGUCGUAAUCAUUAUGAUCGUUCAAAAUCGACAACAGAAAGUCCUAUAUUGGGUCGAAGAACGUUAAAAUCAACUUCAAAAAGAAGUUAUUCUAGUCAAACUUCAUCGAAAUCUUUGAAGAUGAACAAACUGAUGGUAUUAUCUCGAGAUCAUAAUAAUGAUCAACGAGAUGAAUCGAGUAACGAAAUGGAUUAUGAUCUUACACAACAAAUAGCAAUAUCAAAUUUAGCUACCGAUGAAGUUAUAACAGACAGAGUUAUCGAUGAUGGUACAUUAACAGAAGAUGAAGAUGAAAAUCAUCAUUUAAAUUUUAGUAGUGAAACGAUAAAUGAAUUACAUCAAACAAAACGAACAACAACAGUAACAAGAAAAGACGUCCUGAAAUAUUUUACAAGACAAUCAGAUGGAGGUUUCAAAUGCAAUUUGUGUACUGAUUCUAAUAAAGUAUUUUCCAAAACAAAUGAAAAUUCAGAUACUAAUUUACGAAGUCAUUUAGGAAAAACACAUAGAAUGAUUGAUUUUUUAUAUCCUUCUCAAAAAAAUCAACAGCCACCAAAACCAUUGAAAAACCUAUCUACUGAAGAAAAAGAAAAACUUAAUGCUGCUGCAAUUGAAGCUAUUGUAAAAGAUGCACUUCCAUUUGAUCAUUUCAGAAAACCUGGCAUGCUUAAGUUUUUAUCUACUAUUAAACCCGGCUAUCGAGGACCACAUCGAAAGACCGUUCGACAACACCUUGCACGUUUAUAUCAAAAGCAACGACAAUUGAUAAAACAAGAAUUAACUUCUAUAUCACAUAUUAGUCUUACAGCUGAUAUCUGGAAAAGUCCUGCCCGUCAACACUUUAUUUGUUUAACUUGUCAUUUUUUAUCUUCAUCAUUGGAAAAUCGUUCAAUUAUUUUAUCAUUUCGACGAUUUCCUGAUAAACAUUCCGGUCAAAGAUUACGAUCAUUUAUUAAUAAUGAAUUAAAAAAAAUGAAUUUAGAAAAUAAAACUCGAUCAAUUACAACAGAUGGAGGAAGUGACAUCAAAUGUGCAACAGGAAGUGCUGAAUUUGGUAUGCGUAUAGCAUGUUCAGCACACAAUCUUAAUUUGGUGGUUAAAAAAGCCUUAUGGCUGUUUGAUAAAACAGCAUCAAAAUCAAAGUCUUCGUCAACUACAACUGCUUCAAAACAAAAUAAUAAUAAUAAUAUUGAUGAUGACUAUGGUGAUUAUAAUGAUUAUGAUGAUUAUGAUGAUUAUGAUGAUUAUGAUGAUCUUAAUGAUUAUGAUGAUUAUAAUGAUGAAACAUCAACAAUUGAUGAUAUUGAAAAUUCAUAUGAAGAAGAUGUUAAUAAAAAUGAAUCUAAUAGUGAUGAUUCAGAUGAAGAUAAUUUUCCAAAUGAUUCCACGAUUAUAUACACAUCAUCAGAUGAAGAUUUUUCUAAUGAUAGUAGUGAAGAUGAUUGUCAAAAUAAAACAGAGAAUGAAGAACGAAUUUCAUUACAGGUUGAUGGAAACAAUCAACGUCAAAAUAACGAACAAAUUAUCACCGAAACAGCAUCUAAUAUUGAUAUAUUACCAGCAAUGAUUUAUAAUUUAUUAAAACGUGUUAGAACAUUGAUAACAUUUAUUCGAAAAUCAAGUGUUCUCGAUCGAUAUGUUCGUCGACAAAUUCAAUUGAAAAAUAUUCAAAUAAAACGUCGUGCUGAAGAACAACGUAUAAAAUGGAACACAACAUAUAUUAUGAUAUCACGUUUUGUUGCAAUUAGCUCCAUCAUUACUGAUAUUACAUUAUCACCAAAUAGUGAAACUGGUUUAAAAAAACAACAAUAUCAUAAGUUUCAAAAGUUAUCGUUUUCUCGCCUUGAUUGGUUAUACUUAUCAGCAUUGAAAUCUGUUCUAUUUCCAUUUUAUCGAGCAACAAUAUUACUAUCAGGUUCAAAAUAUCCAACUCUUCCAUUGGCUUAUCAUGUUUUGAAAGGAUUGAAAAAUUUUUUAACAAAAUUAAAAGAUGAUCAACCAUUGGAAAAUUCAUUAAAAAAACUUUUAUUAAUUCAAUUCAAUUAUUAUUUUGAACAAGAAAUACCAAUGAAACAAAAACGUGCAACAUUGGUAUGUGUAACUAUUUAA
This is a messenger RNA of Rotaria sordida, 2220 nucleotides long. The record is from the annotation of a GenBank genome assembly. NCBI's taxonomy places the organism in Eukaryota, Metazoa, Rotifera, Eurotatoria, Philodinida, Philodinidae.